UCUAUAGUAUUAUAGAUAUUGUUAAACGCGGGUUGCUAUUAUUCUGUAUUUAUAAAUAAUUAAAAGCAUAAAUAAGAAAUAAUAAAGUUUCAAAAAAGCGCGGAAAUAUAAAACAGCGAGAAAUCGUAUACCUAUUAUAUUACCUACUACUGCACAGCUGAUUGGCUUCGCAGUUUUCAGUUGUCUCGUUCCCGUAUCCAGUACCUACCAAUAUGUAUGUUUUAAACAUCAAAAUAUACAUCUUCUCCGACUCCGACAAACCAUGGCGUAUUGCGUACCAUAAUAUUAUAUUAUUUCUCAUUUUAUUGUAUAGGAACUCAUUCGGUAACAGACUUUUAAAAUAAAUUAUCAUAGAGAUCGACACAUAGUGUGAUCGACAUUCAACUGUUCCAACAAUGAGCAUACCGGUAUUUAAACCCGUAACUCACGUCAUUUUUGAUUUGGAAGGAACUCUUAUAGAUACGGAACGAAUUCAUAGAAAAACGUUUACGAGAAUUGCCAAUGAUUGUGGUAAAGUAUUUCCUGAUGAUUUGCGUUUACAAAUUCUCGGAAAACAAGAAAUGGACGUCGCUAAUUUGAUUAUCAACACAUUGCAACUGAAUUUAACUCCCGAAGAAUUAUUACAAAAAGCUCGUAUCGAGGAAGAAAAAUCACUAAAAAAUUUAAAACUCAUGUAUGGAGUCGAAGAUCUUUUGGAGCAUUUCCAUCGGCACAAUAUACCUAUGGCGGUGACAACUAGUAGUUCGGAGGAGAAUUUCCACAUGAAAACAGAUCAUCUGAAGGACAUAUUCUCUGUAUUCCAUCAUGUGGUCACCGGUUCUUCCGACCCGGAAGUAAAAAAUGGCAAGCCAGCACCAGAUAUUUUCAAAAUAUGUGCUGCUAGGUUUCCAGGGAACCCCGUGUACAGCAAGUUCUUGGUGUUCGAUGAAUCGCCGAAUGGAGUGACUGCGGCUUUAGCGGCCGGAAUGCAAGUGGUCAUGGUACCCGAUCCCAUUUUGUCAAUAUGGCAUAACAUGUCGACCGCUAACGCUACGUAUGUGUUAAACUCCCUGGAAGAUUUUCGUCCGGAAAUGUUUUCACUACCUCCAUAUUUUACUGGUUCAUGAUUUUUUUAAGUUUGAGUUUAUAUCUUCGAAAUUAUUACCUUCGUUGAAUGAUUGAAUAUAUGCAUUCAAUUUAUUAUUUACGUACAAAUAAAAAUA
This is a messenger RNA of Metopolophium dirhodum (rose-grain aphid), 1202 nucleotides long. Its product is annotated as pseudouridine-5'-phosphatase-like. Gene Ontology annotation, molecular function: phosphatase activity. The transcript is spliced from 4 exons. Lineage: Eukaryota; Metazoa; Arthropoda; Insecta; Hemiptera; Aphididae. The record is from RefSeq and is a predicted model, not a curated record. Bases 396 to 1106 code for a protein of 236 amino acids.